UGUCAUUAGGAAAAAAGAUAUGUCUGUGGCGGACCACUCUCUCUAAUAAAGCACUCUCACCAGAGCCUGCUUCAAUAAAACAUUUUAUUCCCCACUGUGUUACUUAAGAAUUCAUUAGGAACACAGUAGUCAGAUGUAAGUAGAUAAUUAAGGAACCAGUGUCCUGUUAUAUGCACUACUGGACAGCAAUCCAAAACAUUAUUUGGGCGAAAACUAGAUUUCACAGCGACUGAUUGCUGAUGGAAGCCCUGCUAAGACGGUAACAUCCAGCGUCAUACGCUGACCUUAUUACACCGAGUAACCAUGGUGAUCUGAUCUGCUCCUUGUGGUGAUAGUAUGUUCUUGGCUGCCUGAACCCACGUCACCACAGUUUCAGUCUGUCAGCUCUGAACACAUCACUAUUUGGAGACUCAGCUGGGCAGGUUGACAGUUGGCAGUGCAAAUACCGUAAAAUAGUGCUGGAUUUUUCCCUCUCAAGUUUCCCACUUUCACAAAACCACAUCUAGCCCACAGUAAAGAUGACACUUCACUUUUAACAGUUACAGUGGAGGAACAUUUGAAGUUAAGAAAUAACCAGUUUUAAAGUGAUACUGUUUAUCCAUGGAGGCUUUUUUUCUACCCGUCCUUGAGAAGAAGUAAGCUAAAUAUUUUGGCUUGGGUUCAGUCUAAUCCGAUGCGUCACUGUCAGCUGUGGUGUUUGCCAAGGCCUUGAAAUGAUGGUCUGAAAGUGAAGUGUUUGCAGUUAGCUGUAAAAUAACAAGAGACUUCUUUGUGUCCUGUUGUACCUGUGAGUUUGUGUGAGUUCUGAGACCACAAAAAAAAGGAGGUAGAUGUGCUAUAAAGUGAUAUAAAAACUUACCGUUAAAUUAUUCAGUACAACCACUUAGCAUGGUGUUUUGGUGAGAAACACAUUGUGUUAGUCAGGCAGAUAUCAAACUGAUCAGUCCUAAACACAUGCUGUUACAGUGGGCAGUAGGGACGGCGUGUCUUUCUUGCAGAUCGAGCACAGUGGGGGAGAAAAGGCCUUUUAGAAGAGAUUUCUUGCUGAAAGGAAAACAGAAAAAGGAAGGUGUUGCAUUUUAAGCACAGCAGUUUGGGGCGUGCAUGGAUGUAACAACUAUGACCAAAUAUUUGUACAUGUGAGUGUGUUUUCCAAGUUCCAGAACUACAUGUUGGACUUUCUAUUCAUUGAUGCAUCAGAUUAACUGUUUCUCUGAGAAUUUGUUCCCUUUUGGAAAUUCUCAUUGUGGCAUCAAAACACGAUGCUCUGAUUUAUGGUAAGUCAUUGUCUUCUGGUCAUCCUCUUCUUUUCAUUCCGGCUCAUCCGACCCAUUUAGAUACAUUUGAAAAGAAUACAAACUAAUAGGUGGCCACAUCCCAUUCUCCUGGCAGAGACCCUGUUUGGGGAGAUGCUGAUUUACUGAAUACUGCCUGAACUCCCUGACAACAAUGAGGGUUUGUAUUUAUUAUGUGGGGGGACCAAGUUGUUUUUUUGUCUAAUGUCCUCAGAUCCAUGCGCAGCCCCAUUACUGUCAGCAAGAUGUGGGAAAGCCGAUAAAACAAAAAGUAACUGCUCUCUGUGCCCCUUUUGUUCAGGCACAGGACUGCUGUCGGAGCAGGACGUGUGAGGGAUCCACUCAGAGUCAUUUACACAUUCAAAUCCCUGAGUGUUCGUGAAGGAUUAUCUCCAUCACCCCCGUGUAACUGCAUGUAUUAGCAUGACAACGUGGAAAUCAAAGCAAAAAUGUUGUUUAGAUGCUUAAUUUUUGUCGAGUUUAUUAUUUCAUGGCACGUUGUCUCGUGGGGUGCUUAAGCUAGAUGAGACACCUUACAGCUAAUCUCAUUUUAGUUGAAAAGCCAUCUGUAGACGACGUGCUUGUAGUAUGCUUAAAGGAGAGGCAUUUUUAGAACGUUUACCAACCUCUCCUUGCAACUUAUUCUUCAUUAAGAUCACAGUUUGCUUCCAUCAAAUGAUGCUCAGUGCAUCAUUAAACAGUAUUUUACCCCAUCCUUUCAUUUCCAGGUGAACACUCUCCAUUCAUGUCCCUGGAAAUGCUUUGUCUGUUGUUGCCUGCCAACUUGACAGUUUUAACUGUAAUUAGAGCUUCAUUUCUCUUUUCAUCUGGACUGGCUGGACAGCGUGAUCGUUGCCAGGCACCUGAGUAGAGGUGGAAACCAAUUACCGGUGGAGGUAUAGUGUGUCACACCAAUAUGUCUCUCUCUCGUCAUGUGUGUUUGUCUUUUGUCUUCCCCCCUUUAGUUUCUCCCUGGAUCCUUGGCUAUGUAAAUGGAUUCAUACAUUUACACAAUAUUCUCUCAUAGUCAGAGACAAAUAUACCGAAAGUGCCUCCAUGCCAGUCUACCGAAAAAAGGCUUUGGCUUAUAUCCGGAGUCACUUAGGUAAAUGGAUGUCAUCACCACCUUCAAAAUGCUCAUUUUAUUAGCAGGCCUCAAAUGGGGCUUAAAGGUCAGAGCAUUAGUUAAAAUGCUGAAGCACAUGAUGAAUGUGCUGCAUUACAGUCACUCAGAGAUGGCAGCAGAGAGAAGAAAAGUGAUGCAGGAUUAUGAUGAGAGAAUGUGGCGCCAGAUGCCGUUAACGAAUAUUAAUUUAAUUAUUAAUCUUUUUGUUAUAUCUUAAUGAGGUUUAUGCAAAUGGAGCUCUGGUUUGGUUUGGCCUCUGGUCCAUUAGAGCAAUCUGGAACACUGGAUGAAUCAAACCAACAAUCAAGACAACCUCCACUGCUAUCUGACCUUAAAUCAUGAAUGCAAACCAGCACGAUGUCUCUUUACUGUCAGAGAUACCAAGCAGAGGGGUCAAUAUAUAAUUGUGGGACUGCAACAUAGUUGACAUUUUUUCUGUUUUCAGGCCUAAAAUCAAUAUGGCCGCCUAUAACCAAACACCACAUGGCAUUUUUACAGGAAGAUUCCUCCAUAUAUUACAUAUACAAUUGAGUAAAAUUGAAAUUGAAAGUUGUUUAUGAAUGGUUCAGUGACCACAGUCUUGCCAUAGUGAAAAGACAACACAAGAAGUUGUGCCUACUUAACGAACAAUCUGUGGUCAGUGCAGACCAGGUGAGGUAGAGACAGAGAUUUACUUCCUCUUAAAAUGUGACAAAUACUAUUAUAUAGGACAGGAAAACUUUAAGACGCUCGACUUGUUGAGUGAAAACUUCACAGAUGACAAAGAAAAGUGAAAGAUUCUACCAGAAGAGAAACAUGCAGCAUAUCCAGCUGCACAAUAUGUGACUGCAUGUCCCAGAUAUUCUACUUAAUGAAUUUUAUUUUGAUUUCUUUUUAAUAUACUCACCUAUUUUUUUCAAAAUUACACCAUCCUUGGUGCUCUGGCUGUUCCAUUAUCCUGUUAAUCCAGCCGUGCCAAUAAAUCACAUUGAAUUGAAACUGGAUAAGACAAAAACUAAAAGAGCAUCAGAGCGCCUGCAUCCUCACCUCAGUUCUGCUUCUCUCAGUGUGAGCCUAUAAUACAUUUUCAGCAGCAGUGCCACAGAAAUGCUUCUUUUCAUAUAAAUUGGCCUCUUCUCUGAGGAGCCAUCGCCAUGGUGAAAUGUCUUCAUGGCCACUGCUUCCUUUAGUUCACAGAGGAGAUGAAAGAAGAGGAAAGAACGCCUGUAAUUGCAAGAACACAAUGGUAAAUGCAGUUAAUGAUAAACAUAGUCCUUUAAUUGAUAAUUAAAUGGAAAUAAAUGGAAAUGCAUGCCACAGAGAGAUGCAGGAGAGACUAGGAAAGAUGUGAAGCUUUCUCCAAUCGAAAGCAUCUCCUCUAGUCUUUCCUUUGGAUUUUCUUGCUGAUGUUUGGCAAAAAUUUUAGACUGCCUGAUUUAUUAACUCCUAACAUGUGAUGUCUAACCCUGAGUGCAACAUUUAUGCUUGAAAACAGCAGUGGACAUCUGUCUGAGUCAGUUCUCUGGAGUUAUACAGUAGGUUAGCUUCACUGGCUCUGUGUGAGUGAGUGAGGAAGAGAGAGAGAAUCGAUCCUCUCUUGUUUUAGCAACAGUAAAUCAAUACUUUCUCACAGAGUAAAACCGAAGCACGCUGUCCUGCCUCUGCAGUUUACUGCUGAGCAUGUAUUGAACUUCAGGAUGCCUACAUCUGGUUUCUCCAGUGAUCCUGUGAAGUCCUGGCAAAUGACUGAUUUGAAAAGAUUUAUGCGUAAAAUGCUGAUACGCACCAAAACUGCUCAUUUGGUGCUGAUGCGCCGUGGACACACACACCCACACACACACCUUACUCCUCCAGGCUAGAGAGAGAGAGAGAGAGAGAGAGAAAGAGAGAGAGAGAGAGAUGCUGCGACGACUCGACUUGCAGCUGAGGGAGCGGAGAGGACGCAUGUGGCUGCACUCCGGCUGCGUCCAUGGAUCCAAACGCCUGCUUGUUGUCUCUCUGAAUGCAUAGAUAAUGAGAGGACGAUCCACUGAUUAGCAAGGGAGGACGCAGCUGCCGGCACCGCCUGGCUGGCACACGCUGACAUAUUCCUCUCGGCAUUAUGGACGGGUUGCAGUCAGAAAACGCCGGAGUUGGUGACAUCGGGGAGAACGCGGAGGAAAAGUAUCGCGCCCUCGCCUAUGACACCGCUCUGAGCACUUUGGUGGCCGUGGCCCUGUACGUAGUGGUGAAAGUGAGCCUGGACGGAUUCAGACAGUGGCGGGCCAGGAUCUCGGUGCUCAUCGUGGGUUCGGGACCCGUGGGGCUGACGGCGGCGCUGGUCGCUGUCCGCUCCGGGAAGGUGCUGAAGCUGACCGUGCUGGAUGAGAGGUACCGGACCGCGCUGCUCUGCCGACCCCAGCAGAUCGCCCUGGACCCACGCAGCGUGAAGUUUCUGCUGGGACUCGGCGUGGACUUUGAUAACAUGGAGGGCUGCUGGCACAACGAGCAUUUCUUCACCAGAAUAGGCGUGUUUCAGGAGUACCUGCUGAGCAUCCUGGAGCAGAAGAAGCAGAGGGUGGAUGUGAAGGUGCAGCUGGGGACCAAGUUCACAGAGGAUUACCUGCGGCGGAUUCCACACAAUGACUGGCCACGUGUGAUUGUGGUGGCUGAUGGGUCGUGCGGUGACUCCUGUUCCGUGUUGGGAAUCAGCUCCGACUACACCGUGGAGUCCUGCCAUGCAUAUGGAGCCAAUGCAACCAUAGAGAGAUUAGAUCAGAGACAGGUGCCCACUCCUGAGAUCCGAGCCCACAGCCUGUACUUUGACCUGUCUGCUUAUGGAGUAGAGGCCCUCCGAGAGCACCGCAACCCGACUACCAAGCCAGGAUUCCACUUAAAGAUAUACGGCACCUUCAGAAACCGCUACAUGGCCCUCGUCUGCCCUGCCUCUGACACCAAGAUGGUUCGCUUCCUCAGGCACACUGCAAACUCCUCUAUCAUGAAGAACAUUUUCCACCAAUCCUUCAAUGCCUACAAGACGGACAUCGAGCCUCGUCUCAGUGACGUGACGCUCCAUCACAUGCAGUGCAGCCGUCGCCUCUUUGAGAUUCAGUUGUCACACAGACGCAUCAGCGCUGCCUACAUAGAAGGGGACAAUGUGGCGGUCACUGUGGAGGGUGAGGCGGCACGUGUCCUCAAUUUUGACACAGGCUGUGGGGUGAAUCUAGGAAUGCGUGGUCUGGAGUCAAUGGGGACUUUUAUUUACCGGACAGCUACAGCCGUGGACCAGAACGAUAUUCUGGAGGCGUUGUCAGCUAAGAUGCAGCACUCCAGACAGGUGGCUGAGACCUUCAAGCAGACAGGCCUGGCUGAGUCCAUGUAUGAAUGAAAUAAGAGGAUGACCUGGUGAAUGCCUAAUGCCACCUAGUGGAAAGUGGUGGUGGAUUAUUCAGUGAGUAUUUACAAUGAAUCAUGAGUCUGGUGCAGAGAAGGGGCCGCUAAUGGUCGCAUAGCAAAUUGAGGCGAAAGAGUGUGAACAGAUGGAUAAUGGAUGUAAACAUGUCUCCAUAGGUCUCUGUGACGUACAGUGAGUGGAUCUACUCAUAAUGGCUGUAGUGAGAAUAACAAAGGCCACAUUUAGUCGAGUGCAUUUGGAGCUGCUCUGGUUUUCAGAAAAGCAUAUACAUAAUCUCUAACAGUUGCAACGAAACAAUAUACGCUGACUGCUAAUCCGCUGAAGUAGAGUGUAUUGGUGAAGGGAGGCUAGUUCUGGGAGUCUAUUUAAACUCUCUGACAUUGAUCGUUUCCGUCUGUCGUUUCUCCUCUCUUUAACUGAGGAAACAGUUCAGUUGCUUUCCAGAAUCUGGCUGAUUGUGUGCUAUGCCAUGCCUCACGUGUUACAGGGGAGAAACAGACUGUGCUGUGGCCUCAUCCGCUUCAAGACAGAAAUCUAUGGAACUAUCACUGUCCAUGAUUUAACAAAGACAUGUAGACUCAGAUGAAAUGAGGCAACAGCUGCUCCAAAGUGUUGUUAUCAAGUCUUGUCUGUAUGUGUGCAUUUGUCUGAUGCUGUGGUGAAAAUUAUGGUGAAGACGUUCUCAAGUAUUUGCUAGAGUGGCCUAUAUUUUUGUGUUCUGCCUUGUAAAUUAGAUUUUUUUGUGGCAUAUUUAAAAAUGCAGGCCACUGCAACUGUAUUAUGUGCCAGCUAUAUAGUUAAAAAAUGACUGAGCUGGUGACCCAAUAAUGAUGAUCCUGCUCAAGUGCCAAUAAAAAUGAUGACACACUGAUGAUAGUGUUGACAUGAAACUGUUUCAUUAGAGAUGAAACACAGUUCAAUCGAAGAAUAAAAACAAACAACUUUUUUAGAUCCAAGACUAUGCUCAUCAGGGCUCUUUUUUAAAAAAAUUUUCUAAAUAUACAUAAAUUAUCCCUUUUAAUAUGCGUCAAUGCUACCUUUACAAUAAUUUGUUGUGAUCAAGACAAAUUUGUCAAAACUUGUCAAUGUAAACUAAAACUAAUAAUGACAGCCUCUAAGGCAGACUGACCUUUAGUGCUCUGUCAGUUUCUAAUUGCUUGAGAGGUGUAAAGAUUUUUAAUAAAUAACACUUUUACAAAUUGUGUGAAAAAUUAGUCAGUGUCUGUGAACUGCACCUUAUGCUGACAGUGAAGUGCUGACAGCAGUUUCUAUCUGGAGCAGUACUGUCCUCUAGUGGUGCAGCCUGUCUGUUGCAUCUCAAACUUAAAUGCCUUCAAAUCAAGUCAAAUGAUUCAUUCAGAACUUCAUGUGUUAAAGGAAUUGAUCCCUUAAAGUUAAGUGAUGGAAUAAUGACAGCUCAGACAUCAUCGGUGCUGCAGCAGGGAAGUGGUAACAUUAUUGUUUAUCUGUGAUUCUAUACUAGCAUUGCUUGUCUGCAAUACAUGAAAUACCUCGAGGGUUUCUUGAGUUUAAUCACAUCUCCUUUAGUCUCAUUUAGAGAGCAUGAAAAGAUGUAACUGUCUAAAGUGCUCCUCACAGUCUGCCCCUGAAUCUGAUAUAAUUAGAUUAUAAAAUGCUCAAUGUGUUACAAAAAUGAUCAUUUCUAGAUUAUGAGUACACAGAUGAGAUUUGAAUGCUUCAUUGCAGGCAGGCAUUAAGAAUAAGAAUUUAAAAGACAUUCAGUAACUGAGCCACAUAUUUACUAUAAUGUCUCCAUCAAAUUUAGUUUUUUUUUCAGUAAACUUUGAAAGAAUGACAGCAUCAAUAGAAUUGCAAAUAAGCAAAUCGUUUGCACUUUAAAAUGCAGUUGAAUCACUGUACAUUAAUUACAUUUACGCUAUUACAAAAAUACAUGCAUGUAUUCAUUUUUUACUAAUUCAUAGAAUGAAAACUACAUCAACACAUAUAUUAGCAGAGUAGCUGCCUGACAAAUACCAUCCAGAUAAAAUCUAACAAGUGGGUAAUAGAAAGUUAAAACACAUUCGCUUUUCCUUCUAAAAAUUCUAUCACACUACCAUUGAUUUUAAACUUCACACUAAGACUGAGUGCAUACAACUGAAACAAUGAACAGAAUUGAAUACAAACAAAAAGGACCCAUUGUCUUCUGAGCAUUCCAAGAAGAGCAGAUGUACAAUGAAUUCUGCUUUUGUCUGCUUUCUCCAGUGUAUUGUUGUUAUUACUAUACCACAUUCAAAGUCAAGUGCCUUCUGAAUGGUUCAUUAACAAGGCUUUAACUCAUGCGAGCGACUGAACCACCUCUGAGUUCAAAUGUAGCUCCAAUCUUGUAAGCUUAAAAACUAACACAGACAGCUUAGUUCUAAAUUAAAAUGCCUUCUUAACAAGAUGUUUAGAGUCAUUUCAAUUUCUGCAAGUGAAAGUAUUUAAACCUGUUGGAAUAAUAGGUUUUCUAUGCACAAAAAUGCAUUCUGUAAAUAUAAUAGGAAUAAACAAAGUACUAUUGCCGAGUGAGUAUCAAAAUGUGAAUAGAAUGCAUGCUAAAUUAAAUACCUUUUUAGAGCGAUAUUUCUGCAGUGUGCUAAACACUGAUAAGUCCUGAGCUGUAGUCAAUAGGGGUGAGAGACGGUGACCCACUCAGAUCUAUUAAAGUGCUCUGUGCCAACCUGUCCCACCCACUACAGACAUCUUAAGACUCUGCCUCCCGAAGCCUUUGCUGUGUCUAAUUAAAAACAUUCAUCCGCUCGAGGUGCCCUCCAAGGUCAAUAGUCUGGACCUCUGAACUGGCCUCUGCUGUAGCACAAGGCCUUUCAUUAGAUUAAACACAAUAAUGAGAAAAUCUUUUAUCUUUGCAUAUAAUUAAAGCUGGGAUGAAGGACAACUUAAUCAAUGAUGUGGAAUGACAAGUUCGUAAAUGAAUUAGGCCUGCCAAUGGGGGCUCGGCUGCGAUCAAUGACUAAUGUUAAGCAGAGACUAGAUGGUCUGUAGUAACAACAAGGAGCAUCUAUAUGUCCGAAGAAACAUGAUGUUGUGGGCAAACACUCAGAUUUCCUUAUAUGACUACCGUAAUCAACUUCUGGCGAUACUGUGGGUAAAAAGGAAAAUAUUUUGCCUUUCUUUCAUUUUACAUUAAUUAAAAGUCAAAUAGCAAGACCGAAUAUUUGCAUGUAUGACACUAAUCACAACACAUUUCACAUUUUUUGGAAGACUUACACUUGCACCAGCACACAUAUCUUAUUUUAAUAGCAUCAUCCAGACAUAAGAGGGCAGUGUUGCCCUUCGAAAUACCCUCCAGGCUUCACUGUGGAGCCAAAAGGUGAAACUGAACUCCUUUUAAAUAAAUGAUUUUUUUUUUUUUUUUUUUAAAUAAAGGAUAGUAGAGUAUAUCACAGUGUUUGUGGCCUGGAUAAUGUGUCACACUUGACGCUGCUGGUUUGAUGUUAAAACAAAUUCACCUUCUGACCUUGGCAAGUCAUAUUAAAAUAUUAAUCUCCACUAAGCAAUUAUAGUUUUGGUUUGUAAAACUAGUAGUUGUCAUAAGUUUUUAAUGCUUACCACAGUGAAAACUUGCAGUGAAUGUGGGAAGGAGGAAAGAAGAAAGCGGUUUUCACACUUCGCUGCUUGCUGUGUGUGCUCGUAUUUGAGAAGAUGGGAAAGGAUGUGAGCACGAGCUCGUAUUGACAAGCCUUCAGUUGCUGUCUGACACACAGACAGGAAGUCACUGUCACAUGACUGAGAUAUCGGCACCUUGUCCGAUUGCACAGAGGGCCUCUUAUGUUUGCUGCCAGCACAAAUACAGGCCAAGUCAUUCAUAUACACACACACACACAAAGGAGAAAGAAAGAGUGAGCGGGCCAGAACAAAGCCAUAAAGGAAAUGUUAAGAGGUGUUUUGUUAUCUGUUGAAAUUCACCCUCUGAUUUGUAUACAUUAAAGACAGCGAGUUGGAUCCUUCAGCUGGAUUUCUACCUGACUGAGGUGUCUGUCAAACAAUUAUCAGUUCCUCUAUCUGUUCAGCUCCUAUCUGUCCUAUCACACUCACAGUCGUUUUCCCUAAACUGUCACAGCUAAUAAUUGGGCCUCCCUGUCAGGAAGGAAAUCAGGCCCACUGUUCUGACUAAAACACACAUCCCUGUCCCCUCCCUUAAUCCUUCCCUCGCUCCAUUUUCCCUCUCUUCUUCUUCUUCUUCUGGAUCACCCUGCUCCCCUAAUACAGUAGAAAUCAGCUCCCUGGAUAGAACACAGCCACCUCCUCCACCUCCUCCACCUCCUCCACCUCCUCCUCCUCCUCCUCCUCCUCCUCCUCUAUCGCCUCUUCAUCCUCUUGCUAGCUGGUCUGUGUGUGUUUGUGUGUGUGCGUGUUCGGAGGGGUGUACGCUGUGUGACAGUGGUAGCCUCAGGGCCAGGUUGCUGUUGACAGGGACGAGGGUCUCUGAUUUGAGGAGAGCCGUCACACCAGCGACUGCAGCUGCCUCCCCGAGUGACACCUCCCUGUUAGUGGGGGAGAUGUGGACAUGUGUGUGUGUGUGUGUGUGUGUGUGUGUGUGUGUGUGUGUGUGUGUGUGUUGGCAGUGGUGAUGGCGGGGUUGAUGGAGUGACUGGCUGCCUACAGUGCUCAGGACAAACAGGGAAACUUUCCCUGAUGAGCUGACAGGCCCUCAUGUUGAACACCUAGCUGGGCUCUCUGCUCGGCGCAGGGACAAAGCGCAGAAAAGGUGAAGCCAAGACGGAGGAAAAUGGAAACACACAAGCCGAGCAGGUCAGGGGAAUAAAAACGAAAUGGAAAAAGGAAACUAAACAGCAUGCAGUCCUAAUUUGUCAUGCUCAUGUGCGGCAUGUCUGUACGGGUUUGUGUGUCUCCAGAGUCCAGGCUGUGUAGAUCACCAUUCCACCUUAUCUAAUUUCAUUAAUGUGAUCCCCUGUCCAUCCCCUGACGGCUUAAUAGCCAUUAUUUGUGGGUCCCUUCAAAUAAAGGCUCAGCAGUAAAUUGCAGUCUGUGGAAAUCGAGAUAUAAACGCCACCCUGCAUUACUGUAUAAUAUCUUUCCCUUUAAUUAACUGAAAGCCAUGCUGACAUUUAUUGGAUUGCAAGUUACUUGUUAAUGGCAAUAAAUUGCGAAACAAAAAAAAGAAUCAUUGCUUAUUUUACAUCAAUAAUUUGUGGACCUUUUGCUAAUGAUUAUUCAUUACUCGCCUAUGGGGACUGUCGUGUUUGGUGAGCUAAAGUGAAUGAAGAAUGUAAAGAUUUAAGUGGGCAGCAUCUACUUAGUGUUAUGGCUUUGGUGGCGUACAUUAAAUGCCUCGUUCUGUUGCUGUCCCUUUAUCCUGUCUUGUGCAUCUGGCUUUUGGUAAAGAAUGUGUUCGGCGAAAUUUAUUGCACCGAGAACAUUCCAUCAGGCUGCAUUUAAGAGGAAAAGUAUUACUAUUCAGCGCUCCAUUUUGCUUGCACGGUGAUGUUCUUCUGUUAACACAAUGCUGGAAGAGAAAACUGAACUGCAGUAUUUGUUGAUGUGCUGCGCUGUUGUGUGCAUGUUUGCUGAGGGUUUUUAAUCCUCUUUAUGAGGCUUUAGUGACGGGUCACCUUUUGCAACAGCAGCAUGCUAUAUAUUAGUCAAAUUCAUCAUCCUACAGACUUCCAACAGACCUGCUCCUCUCAUAGAAUGUCAGUGAAUCAAAGCUGUGUUCUCUGAAUCAUUUUAGAAAUAAUACAUCGUGUACUUUAAUCACCACUGGCACUUUGGGAAGCAACAUGUUCACCACGAUGAAAAUACAGCAAUACAUUUAUUUUUGUGGUUGCAAAUGAUCCAAAAUGCUUAUUAGUUACUGGGUACUUUUCCUUUUUUUUUAAAAAAGACAUUACCUUUGCAAUUGUAAUGAAAUUAUUCAAGAGGAAAAGCAUUAUCUAUAAAAAUCAAUGUAUUUUUCUAGAAUGCAUUUGUAUCUGUCUUUUUGGGUUUUUGAAAACAUUCCACCUUGCAUCAAAGAGGCUUCCUGAUUCAAGAAUUGUGUUCAGUUCUAAAGAAACCACUUGGAUGAGACGAGUUGCCUUCUACUUAAGUAUUUAGUAUUAUUUUUACCUGGAAUGAGAGUCUACACAGGCACAUCUUUAAAAAUAUGCUUCAAGACUAUGAAAAUAAAUUGUCAGGAAUGAAUUAUA
Messenger RNA from Amphiprion ocellaris (clown anemonefish), 11964 nucleotides. RefSeq lists its product as uncharacterized. The coding region runs from base 4502 to 5767 and encodes 421 amino acids. The record is from RefSeq and is a predicted model, not a curated record. The transcript is spliced from 5 exons. NCBI's taxonomy places the organism in Eukaryota, Metazoa, Chordata, Actinopteri, Pomacentridae.